This is a messenger RNA of Apodemus sylvaticus (European woodmouse), 4935 nucleotides long. It is a transcript of the gene Ccdc88b, whose product is annotated as coiled-coil domain containing 88B. The record is from RefSeq and is a predicted model, not a curated record. Gene Ontology annotation, biological process: cytoplasmic microtubule organization; cytoskeleton-dependent intracellular transport. The coding region runs from base 72 to 4496 and encodes 1474 amino acids. NCBI's taxonomy places the organism in Eukaryota, Metazoa, Chordata, Mammalia, Rodentia, Muridae. Gene Ontology annotation, molecular function: dynein light intermediate chain binding; microtubule binding. The transcript is spliced from 27 exons. Gene Ontology annotation, cellular component: cytoplasm; centrosome.
GGGACUUCCUCUUCCUCUCAGAGCAGGUGUAGCUGCCACAGCGUGACAGGGACUACACCCUGACCCCCAACAUGGAGGGGGGCAAGGGGCCCAGGCUCAGAGACUUCCUGAGUAGGAGUCUGGCCACCUGGGCGCUGGGACUGGCUGGGCUGGUGGGGGAGGCAGAAGAAUCAGUGGGGACAGAGGAGGAGGAGGAAGAGGAGAAGGAGGGGCCUCUUUGUACAGAGAAGAGAUUCCUGAGACUGAGCGAUGGAGCCUUACUCCUUCGGGUCCUGGGCAUCAUUGCUCCCAGUUCCCGAGGAGGACUUCGGAUGCUCAGGGGCCAUGAUGGUCCUGCAGCCUGUCGGAUGUGGAACCUCCAUCAUCUGUGGGGGCGACUGAGGGAUUUCUACCAGGAGGAACUGCAGCUGCUGAUCCUGUCACCACCUCCAGACCUCCAGACAUUGGGAUUUGACCCUUUCUCAGAAGAGGCAAUGAGCGAGCUGGAAGGCGUCCUUCGGCUGUUGCUGGGGGCCUCGGUGCAGUGUGAACAUCGGGAGCUCUUCAUCCGUCACAUCCGGGGCCUCAGCCUUGACGUCCAGAGCGAGCUGGCUGUUGCAAUCCAGGAGGUGACCCAUCCUGGUGCUGGUGUGGUACUGGCUCUGGCUGGACCAGAAUCUGGAGAGCUGGUUGCUGAGGAGUUGGAGACACAGUUACGGAGCCUGACAGGGAUGAUGUCUAGGCUGGUGCGAGAGCGUGAUCUGGGGGCACAGCGGUUGGCUGAACUACUGCUAGAGCGGGAGCCGGCCCGACUGCUUUUGCCAGAAGCUCCUGCUAAUGCUUCUGUGGAGGGUCCCUCACACCAUCUGGCUCUGCAGUUGACCAAUGCCAAGGCCCAGCUGAGACGCCUGCGGCAGGAGGUGGAGGAGAAGGCCGAGCAGCUGCUGGACUCCCAGGCAGAGGUGCAGGGCUUGGAGGCUGAAAUUCGAAGGCUCCGCCAGGAGACCCAGGCGCUGUCCGGACAAGCCAAGCGCGCAGAACUCUACCGUGAGGAGGCAGAGGCACUGCGGGAGCGGGCCGGCCGCCUCCCACGCCUGCAGGAAGAGCUGAGGCGCUGUCGCGAGAAGCUUCACGCUGCAGAGGUCUACAAGGGCCAACUUGAGGAGGAGCGGGUACUUUCCGAGGCCCUGGAGGCCUCGAAGGUCCUGCUGGAGGAACAGCUGGAGGUUGCCCGAGAGCGCUCAGCCAGGCUGCAUGAGACCCAGAGGGAGAACCUCCUGCUGCGCACGCGGCUGGGCGAGGCCCAUGCGGACCUGGACUCUCUGCGGCAUCAGUUGGAGCAGCUGGUAGAGGAGAAUGUGGAGCUGGAGCUGGAACUUCAGAGGAGCCUGGAGCCGCCCCCGGACUCCCCGGGGGAGGCCUCCCUCCCAGGAGCAGCAGCCUCUCUGCAAGACGAGGUGAGGGAAGCCGAGGCUGGGCGGCUAAGGGCAGUGGAACGGGAGAACCGGGAGCUUCGAGGCCAACUACAGAUGCUCCGGGCACAGCUUGGCAGUCAGCACCCUCUGCUGGAGGAGCAAAGCCAGGACUCCAGGCUGCCUGGGCCUAAUGGGAGAGCAGCAACUCCCCUGGCUCUGGAUCUCAGCCCCCAAAGCCCGGCUUGCCAGAUAGGAGGGGAAGGCUCUGAAUCUUUGGACCUGCCUUCCCCAGCAUCAUCUGACAACACAAGGCCAUCUGAGUGUCCCCAGGUACCUGAUUCACGCCCAGAGUUGGAGAGUCCUUACCAGAUGGUAUCUCAGGAUCCCCAGAUGUCAGACCAAGCUCCCCAAGAAUCAGACCCUACUGUAGAGGCACAUCAGUCCCCGGAGAAGUCGGGUCUUAGAGUCUCUCUCCAGAGCCCCGUUGUCCGGGACCCACCACAGGCUCCAGAGAUCAGAAUUGAAGUGCAGGAGUUGACUGGAAGCAAGGAGGCUCUCCAAGAGGAGCUGGAACCUGAGGCCCAGGUCCUGAAACAGGAAAGCCGCAAAUGCAGGCCCAGAUCCGCUGAGGUCAUCCUCCUGGAGCCGCUGAAGGAGCAGAAGACCCUGGAUCAGGAACUAGAACUGUCCAAGCCACAGACAGAGACAGGAGGGCAUGAACAGAGGCCCGAGGGGCUAGUCAGUAAACUGGUCCCUCAGAAGCCACAGCAGACAUCAGAAGAGGCACCUGAUGCCUGGUCCAGGGAGGAGCCAAUCCCAGGGGAGACCCUGACCAGUGUCAUCCCAGAGGAGCAGGCCCUCAGAGAUGAGGUAGCACAACUAAGGAGAGAGGUUGUAGGCCUUGAGGCUAAACUGCAGGCCCAAGCCCAAAGACUGGAGGCCCGAAGCGCAGAGGCUGUGUGCCUCUCUGAGGAGCUGGCCCAAGCACGUAGAACAGAGGCCGAAGCCCAUCAGGAGGCGGAGGCCCAUGCCCGGGAGCAGGCCCGUCUGCGUGAAGCCGUGGACACAGCAAGUCUGGAGCUGGAGGCUGCCUCUCGCGAGAGAGAGGCGCUGGCAGAGGCACUAGCAGCGGCAGGCCGGGAGCGAAGGCAGUGGGAACGCGAGGGGCCCAGGCUGCGGGCUCAAGUUGAGGCUGCGGAGCAGCAGGUGCAGGCUCUGGAGAGCCAGGUCCGCCGUCGUGUGGAGGAAGCUGAGAGGGAGCAUCUGGAGAAGCAAGCCCUUAGGGAGGAGCUGGAGAAGGCUAUGGUACGGGGCCAGGAAUUGGGGGACCGGCUGGAGCAUCUGCAGCAAGAGCUGGAACAGGCAGCCCUGGAGCGCCAGAAGUUCCUCCAAGAACAGGAGAGCCAGCACCAGAGGUACCAGCAUCUGGAGCAGCGUCUGGAAGCCGAGCUGCAGGCAGCGUCUACCAGUAAGGAGGAGGCACUGAUGGAGCUCAAGGCCAGAGCCCUGCAGCUGGAGGAGGAGCUGAUUCAGCUGCGCCAGUACCCUGUGAAUUUGGCAACUGAGGCACGAACUGAGCCUUGGACUGUGGAGACCCAGAAUGGACGGCUCAUCGAAGUGGAGCGAAAUAAUGCCACACUGGUGGCUGAGAAGGCAGCUCUGCAGGGGCAGCUGCAGCACCUGGAGGGGCAGCUGGGGAGCCUGCAGGGACGGGCACAGGAGCUCCUGCUACAGAGUCAGCGGGCACAGGAGCACAGCAGUCGCCUGCAGGCUGAAAAGUCGAUGAUGGAGAUGCAGGGUCAGGAGCUGCACAGGAAGCUGGGGGUGCUAGAAGAGGAGGUGCGGGCAGCAAGGCGGGCCCAGGAGGAGACCCGCGGGCAGCAGCAGGCUCUGCUCCGGGACCACGAGGCCUUGGUGCAGCUGCAGCGAAGGCAGGAGACGGAGCUGGAGGGAUUGUUGGUGCGGCACCGAGAUCUCAAGGCCAAUAUGCGAGCAUUGGAGCUGGCCCACCGUGAGCUUCAGGGCCGGCACGAGCAGUUGCAGGCCCAGCGGGCCAGUGUGGAAGCACAAGAGGCUGCCCUGCUUGCAGAGCGGGAGCGCCUGAUGCAGGAUGGACAUCGGCAGCGGGGCCUGGAAGAGGAGCUGCGGAGACUUCAGAAUGAGCACGACAGAGCUCAGAUGCUACUGGCUGAGGUGUCCCGGGAGCGAGGAGAGCUCCAGGGUGAACGUGGGGAGCUGCGGAGCCGCCUGGCGAGGCUGGAGCUGGAACGGGCACAACUUGAGAUCCAGAGCCAGCAGCUGCGUGAGUCCAACCAGCAGUUGGACCUGAGCGCCUGUCGGCUCACCACACAGUGUGAGCUCCUGACCCAGCUUCGCAGCGCGCAGGAGGAGGAGAACAGGCAGCUGUUAGCUGAGGUACAGGCCCUGAGCCGGGAGAACAGAGAGUUGCUGGAGCGCAGCCUGGAGAGUCGCGACCAUCUGCACCGAGAGCAGCGAGAGUACCUGGACCAGCUUAAUGCCUUGCGCCGUGAGAAGCAGAAGCUGGUGGAGAAAAUCAUGGACCAGUACCGUGUGCUGGAACCUGGGCCCCUACCCCGUACCAAGAAGGGCAGCUGGCUGGCAGACAAGGUGAAGAGGCUGAUUCGGCCCCGGCGGGAGGGGGCCCUCCAUGGGGGGCCACGCCUGGGGGCCGAUGGGGCUGGCAGCACGGAAAGCUUGGGGGGCCCCCUGGAGACGGAGCUCCCUGAGGGCAGGGAGGCAGAUGGGACAGGGUCCUCGUCACCAGCACCCAUGCGCCGUGCCCAGAGCUCUCUCUGCUUGGGAGAUGAGACCCUGGCAGGUGGGCAGCGGCGGAGACUCAGCUCCAGGUUCCCUGCGGGGCGAAGCUCUGCGUCAUUUAGCCCAGGGGACACCCCGAGGCAGCGGUUCAGACAGCGAAGACCAGGCCCCCUGGGAGCACCCAGUGCCCACAGCAAAGGAUCUGGUGUGGAAUGGGAUGGCUCCAUUAAGACCCUCUCGGAACAUGAAGCAGACGACACUCGAGAGGACCUCCAGGAGCAGAAACCAGAGAAACAGUUCCUUGCCCCUUCCCUCAGCCAGUGACACUGUGGAGACAGAAGGCUUAGGUAUGCAGCCUUCUCCCCGUUGUGGGGUCAGUGGGACUCCCAGGCAGCCCAAGAGCCGGUGGAACCAGGGACCCCAAGAAGACUCCUUGAACAAAGAGGCCUGGGCUCUCAGGUCCCCCACAGCCUACACUGGGGCUCUGAGAAGGAGCUGGGACAAGGCUGUGGACAGGAGAUAUGACUGGUCGGAACGGGUAGCUCCUCCUGGCCAGGGCUAUCGCUCUGAAAUACGGCCAUCACUGAGGAGGCCAUCUCUGGGAGAUUCGUCAGCUGAAGACAGCUGGCAAGAGUGGGCAAGAGAGCCCUCUGCCAGGUCUAGAUGGGGAGCUAGGACCCACUCCCUGGGGACAGGCCUGAGUUGAUAUCUGAGCAUUGUCUGGGGCAUGAGGGAGAGGAGAAUAAAGCUGUAACCCCUUGAA